This is a messenger RNA of Branchiostoma floridae (Florida lancelet), 1191 nucleotides long. Its product is annotated as COX assembly mitochondrial protein homolog. The transcript has 4 exons. Gene Ontology annotation, cellular component: mitochondrion. NCBI's taxonomy places the organism in Eukaryota, Metazoa, Chordata, Leptocardii, Amphioxiformes, Branchiostomatidae. The record is from RefSeq and is a predicted model, not a curated record. The coding region runs from base 222 to 551 and encodes 109 amino acids.
UGCGUUUCGUUGAUUUGGGGGUCAAAUGAGGUCAGAAAAAAGUGCGAUUUACACAACAUCGUGGAAUCUGUCUUCGUCUUGCUUUAUAGUCAAUGUUCUCAUCUCGCUGAGGUCUAGAGAAGAUAACGGUCGUCUUCACGACGACAAAAACAUUUUUGCUGAACUUGAACUUCGAAGUCUGCGUGCUUGAGGCAAAGAAAGAGAACGAAAACAGCAACAACAUGCCCAGUGAAACAGAGGUGGUUGAGCCCCCACUGAGACAUGUGGAGACUGAUGUGCUGAUUCCGAAGAUGAUGAGAGCAAAGGCGAAGGAAAGAUGUCACCAGGAGGUCAAAGAGUUUACAGACUGUUGUAAGGACAGUGGGCUGGGCAUGGUGCUGAAGUGCAGGACACAGAACAGUCAGCUCAGGGCCUGCCUCACCAAAUAUUACAAGGACCCAGAGUUCUAUGACAUGUGCAAGCAGGAGUACCUGCAGCAGAAGAGGGAGUUCCAGGAGACGGGCAUCCGCAAGUCCAGCAAAACAUCAUCCAAACUGCCCACAACUAUGUAGUACAGUAUAUGGGAUACCAGCAGUACAUUCAAGCAUGCUCUAGAAACCUGAUGGACUAAUGUUUAUGGUUUAGGAAGGUACAAAUGCAAGUUUCUAAUGAUUUUUUUUUCAUCCAGUGGAAAUCUGUAGUUGGCAACCUUUUGUUGGUCAAUACAAGUACUUUUUGUGUUUAAGUUGUUAUACAUAGAAACACCUGUUUCUGAAAUGAACAUUUCUAUUCAAAGUGUAUUAUUAUGUUAAGACAGUUUUUUUUCCAAAAGUUAGUAGUCUAAAGACAUGAAUUUGUGUUCUACAAUGCUAAUAGCCCUGAAAUCUAUUCGAAAUGAAUUCUUGUUGGUAAUACCCAGCUACCGGUAUAUCUGUGAUUCAAGUGUAGAGUUGCUUUCCAGUAAAUCUGUUAUCCACGAGUGAUGUUCAUGUAGCAAUUAUCAACAGUGUUGCAUUGAACAUGUCCAUUGUAACAAUACAUCGUCCAAAUGUACUGCCUUGAAUUAAAGACAUGGUCUGCCUACAUUUAGGUAGUGUUCAGUUCUUGCUUUUUUUUCCUGACUUGUACAGCUCUAACAUACAUAUGUAGGUGCUAUUUGGUAUUACAAAUUGUACCUUUCAUGUGUAUUAUAUAAUAAAGGCUUUAGAGAGU